Messenger RNA from Nannospalax galili (Upper Galilee mountains blind mole rat), 450 nucleotides. It is a transcript of the gene Nms, whose product is annotated as neuromedin S. The record is from RefSeq and is a predicted model, not a curated record. The coding region runs from base 1 to 450 and encodes 149 amino acids. NCBI's taxonomy places the organism in Eukaryota, Metazoa, Chordata, Mammalia, Rodentia, Spalacidae. The transcript is spliced from 9 exons.
AUGAAACAUCUGUUUCCUCAGUUCCCUCCUAUUCUGGCCUUCUACUGCUUCUGCAUGCUACAGAUUCCCUCCUCAGGAUUAUCUCAAUCUUUAGCCAAUCCUCCAGAUGGCUUGGAUAUUGUGCAGCUUGAGCACCUGACAUAUUGUCUAAAUCAGUGGGAGGCUCUUUCUAACCAAACUAAGAAAAAUCAAGAUGUAUCCAAAAGGUUUUUAUUUCACUACUCCAGAACUCAGAAGCCGACAUAUCCAGUUAACACUGGGUUUCCUCCCGUGCACCCCUUGAUGCGCCUGGCUGCCAAGCUCGCCAGCAGAAGGACGAAAGGAUUUCUGUCACAAGAUUUGGCAGCUGCCACUGUGGACUUCACUAAGAAGGAUUCCACUGCCAUACUGGGAUGGCCAUUUUUCCUUUACAGGCCAAGGAAUGGAAGAUACAUUGAAGACAAAGUCUAG